Messenger RNA from Momordica charantia (bitter melon), 1664 nucleotides. RefSeq names its product actin-7. Lineage: Eukaryota; Viridiplantae; Streptophyta; Magnoliopsida; Cucurbitales; Cucurbitaceae. The record is from RefSeq and is a predicted model, not a curated record.
UUUCGCUCUCAUUUCCCCCUUUUAUAAACCUUUGUCUGCUACCCAUUUUCCAUUUCCCAUUUCCACAAAACCCCUCUCCCUCUCUGUUUCUUCUCUCAUCUUCGCUCUGUUUCCGAAUUUGCAAUCAAGUUUCAGGUGAAGUUUGAAACAUGGCGGAUGGUGAGGAUAUUCAACCUCUUGUCUGUGAUAAUGGAACUGGAAUGGUCAAGGCUGGAUUUGCUGGGGACGAUGCCCCGAGGGCUGUGUUUCCUAGUAUCGUUGGCAGACCACGACAUACCGGUGUGAUGGUUGGAAUGGGCCAGAAGGAUGCUUAUGUUGGGGAUGAAGCUCAGUCAAAAAGGGGUAUUCUCACAUUGAAAUACCCAAUUGAGCAUGGCAUUGUAAGCAAUUGGGAUGACAUGGAAAAGAUUUGGCAUCACACUUUCUACAACGAGCUUCGUGUUGCUCCGGAAGAGCAUCCGAUACUUCUUACUGAAGCACCACUCAACCCAAAGGCAAACAGGGAGAAGAUGACUCAGAUCAUGUUCGAAACCUUUGACGUCCCUGCCAUGUAUGUCGCGAUCCAGGCCGUUCUAUCUCUCUAUGCCAGUGGUCGUACAACAGGUAUCGUGUUGGAUUCGGGUGACGGAGUGAGUCACACGGUGCCAAUAUACGAGGGGUUUUCACUUCCUCAUGCAAUCCUACGUCUCGACCUUGCUGGUCGUGAUCUAACUGAUGCUUUGAUGAAAAUUCUUACCGAAAGAGGUUACAUGUUCACGACAACAGCCGAACGGGAAAUUGUCCGUGAUGUAAAGGAGAAGCUUGCAUAUGUGGCCCUUGAUUAUGAACAAGAACUGGAUACAGCCAGGACUAGUUCAGCUAUCGAGAAAAGCUACGAGUUACCAGAUGGACAGGUGAUUACAAUUGGAGCUGAGAGAUUCCGUUGCCCGGAAGUACUUUUCCAGCCGUCACUGAUCGGCAUGGAAUCUCCUGGAAUCCACGAGACCACAUACAACUCCAUCAUGAAGUGCGAUGUUGAUAUCAGGAAGGACUUGUACGGUAACAUCGUCCUUAGUGGCGGUUCAACGAUGUUCCCCGGAAUUGCUGAUAGGAUGAGCAAAGAAAUUACAGCUCUUGCUCCCAGCAGCAUGAAGAUCAAGGUUGUUGCACCUCCAGAAAGGAAGUACAGUGUUUGGAUUGGAGGAUCCAUCCUAGCAUCCCUCAGUACUUUCCAACAGAUGUGGAUAACAAAGGCUGAAUACGACGAAUCGGGUCCCGCUAUCGUUCACAGGAAAUGCUUCUAAAGAAGAGUCGUGAUGUUAAAACAAUGAUCUUCCUAUACUCAAAUAUUGUGUCAUAUGUCAAGUAAAGUUUGGUUAGUUUUUGAUUUUGAAGAUUUGUUUAUAUUGUCAUAAAAGAGAUUGGUAAGUUGGAUUCUUGGAGUUGUAAGUUUGGAAUGCCUUUUUUUUUCUUUAAAAAAAAAAACAAAAGAGAUAUUUAUAGGUUUUUUUACAAGUAGUUUUUGAAGCCAAACUAAAAUUUGUAAUAGUUGGGCUGGAUUUUAUUCAUACUUUUGUAUGUCAGUGAUUUGAGGUCGUGAGUUUGUAUGCAAUUACAGAGUGUUGUAGAACUUCCUUAUUGGACAACUUUUUUUUUCCCUUUAAAGAGUAUUUCGAAUCUCUGAA